AUGAAGGUUUUGCGAGAUCUGCUCGACCAAGCCGAGCCCCUUUUCCACAAGGGGGGGCGGCUGGAAAAGCUCUACGCCCUGUACGAGGCAGCCGAUACAUUCUUAUAUACGCCCGGUCGCGUCACCGACGGACCGACGCACGUGCGCGACGGCAUAGACCUCAAGCGCACGAUGGUUACGGUCGUCGCCGCGCUAGUGCCCUGUAUCUUCAUGGCCAUGUGGAACACCGGCUAUCAGAUCAAUCUGGCCAUGCAGCAAAUGGAGGCCGCCACGACGGGCGAAUGGCGCGGGAUAAUCAUCGACAUCCUCGGCAUCGGCUACAACCCCCAUAACCCGCUGGCCAAUAUAUUCCACGGCUUCCUCUAUUUUUUUCCAGUCUUUUUGGUGUGCAAUAUGGUGGGCGGUCUGUGGGAGGGGCUUUUCGCGCUGGUUCGCAAGCACGAGAUCAACGAAGGCUUCUUGGUGACGGGCAUGCUUUUUCCCCUGACCCUGCCGCCGACGAUCCCCCUGUGGCAGGUGGCCAUCGGCAUCAGUUUCGGCGUGGUGCUGGGCAAAGAGGUCUUUGGCGGCACCGGCAAAAAUUUCCUCAAUCCAGCGCUGACCGGGCGGGCCUUUCUCUAUUUUGCCUAUCCGCGCCGAGAUCACCGGCGACGCGGUCUGGGUCGCGGCCGACGGCUUUACGCACGCUACCCCGCUUGGGGGCUGCUGCCGCCGACGGCAUGGCAGCCUUUACCAGCUCGGUGA
This is a messenger RNA of Geodia barretti, 744 nucleotides long. The record is from the annotation of a GenBank genome assembly. Lineage: Eukaryota; Metazoa; Porifera; Demospongiae; Tetractinellida; Geodiidae.